AUUUUUGUACACAUACACUCCGGAGAGUUUUGUUAUCGUUUCGUUCGUGUUUAACUGCACACACCACUGGCAGGCACACACACAUUAUACAAGGAUUGUUUUUAUGCCCCCCCGAUUAUAUAAAUAUAUUCGAGUGCGUCGCAAAUUUCGCAUUAACAUUAAAAUCGUCGAUGGAAAAAGCGAGUAGGCUGUGGAGAAUGUGAACAAGUGCUAAUGAUACAUUGUUGUAGAGCAAUUUGUGGAGGACAUCCCCGAAAGUGAUUUGUUAUGAUGGCGAGGGGCACUGUGGACUAUGAGCAGCAAUUCAAGGACGAUUUGGAGAGGGCUCAGGCACUCAGCCUGGAGUCGCUGGCGCUUGAGAAGUUCAAAAACCAGAAGCUGAUGCAAGAUCUGAACAUAUCAAGCAACUCAAUCAGUAAACCGAUGAGGAGUGUGUCGAGAGCGUCGUCGAUGACCGAAACGGAUUCGAAUCGUAGCGAUAGGUUGGUGGUGAAGUCGCGGCCGAGGCCCGGCGCCAUCUCCAACAGCCAAACUCCAUCGCUCAUUGCUCCGCCCCCGAUAUCCGCAAGGAGGAACAGCACCGCAACCCCGCCCAUUUUGGAUGCGUCCACGCCCGAUCUGAUCUCCUUCACGAGUCCGGACACCAGCCAAGAACUGCUCCAGUUUUGCCGACAGAUCUACAGUAAUAAAGCCAACAGUCAUGUACAGCAACAGCAGAACCAUUACAAUUAUCAAACGUCGUCGACGGCGACUGUUAAUUACAAUCAGUUUCCUUCGGCGCCACCACCGAUCGGUUGGAAUCACAACGCAUUAAUGGGCGGACAGUUUACGCAAGGGGGGGCGGCGUCUGGACUGGCCAAACCGCUCUUCUCAAAUAAUCACCACCAGCCAUCGAAUACCAUUCCGGAGGAACGUUUGCGUAAUUUGCCAGCGCUUCCGCCCAAGCGUCAACCGCAGGUGAAGCUGAUGAACGCCAAGCCAAGACUGCAGAGCAACGUUGCAGCAGGUGGUGCGCUUUCUCAGACCAGCAGACGACAACUGAUGGUCACUGAAGGAGCGGCGGCGGCAGCGGUUGGAUACGGUAAUAUUAAUAACGGCGGAAAUCUGAUAGAUUUAACUCCGACGGGGACGGAGGAGGGUAGCGCCGGCGUUCGCGUCAGCAUCCUGGAGGCCUUCGAUCCGCUCUCGAGCAACAACACCGAGUACGAUUCCAUCGCUCGAUCCCUCACACCAGACUACUCGCUGGACGACAAGGCUUCGAUUUGCGACAGCAUCUACGAGGAGUAUGACCCGUACGACUUUAUCUAUUCGGGUUCGGGCAGCAACAGUCUUUCGGACCCGAUGUACGCGGCCGUCGUGAAGUCCGAGAACGCGCCGAUCUCGCCGCCACCGCCGCUGCCUCCAAGGGCGCACUCCACCAUGGAACGAAAGACGUCGUGGAUCAAGAAGACGUCGCUCCUAUUUGAAACGGUCACGACGAUCGACAAGAGGAAGCCGAAGCACGACGGCGACUUGAAAGCAUUCCACCAGAUGGUGCAGAAACUGAGAAACGAUUUCAAAUUCGAUUCGCCAAAUACAAAUAUGGGAUUGGUGGUGAGUCCCAUGAUGGAGUAUCAAUACCGCGAUGGCACCAGCAUCAAACUGUCUGUAUAUCCGCACUUUGAAGGCGCUGAUACUCAACGCCCGUUCUCCUUUACCUGCGAUGUCACAUCGAGCGUGCAGCACAUCACUCUCCAGCUGACAUUCGGAUUGGAAGCGCCGAUCGCCGAUCAGUACACUCUGAAGGUGUGGGGUUACAAUGAGUAUUUGGUGCCGUCCACGUUGCUCUCUCAAUACGAGUACGUGCAUCAGUGCCUCAAAUUGGAGGAAGACGUGGUGCUCAUCCUCAUACCCGACAGGAUGGUGGACAAAUCUCUUAGGAGGACCAAACAAGACGACAAUUGUGAUAGGGAGAUCCGGCUGGAGGAUAUAAUUCCCGGCGAGCCGAACUCUCCAAUUACUUGUGAUAAUUUACGAAUUUUAUUAGAGACUUUCGAGAAGGAGGUGGACAAAAUAACGGCGGCCGCCACUGAGGCGGAGAACAAUCGCGGCGGAUCUAUACAACCGUCCGGCGUUCUGCAGUCCACCAAGUUGGUCGUACAACUGAUGGGUUCGUUGGAGACGAUCGAGAUCACGCAAGCAUUGAGCGCGUUCAAGGACGUCUACAGCAAGCACUGCGCGAACGAUGUAAGAGUUCGGCGAAACCGAAAAUCGAAGUGUUACGAUAUUAACGGUGCUCUCUGCCCUUUGCAGCGUAUAGAAAUCUGGAAGGGAUUGAGUGCCGAUAUUGCGAACAGCUGCGGUAAGAUACGGGACGCCCUCAAGAGUCUCAUCCAAAUGUACAGCCACGCGUUUCGCGUCGAUUUCGAUGUUUCCGAUGGCGAGGAAAGAAUCUCAAGUUGCAGUGUUCCCGAUGUGACGGACACGAUAUUGGCGAAGGUGUGCGCGAUUUACAGACCAUCCCCGGACUGGAAUUACGAUAAUUACUUGAUAGCAGCGCAGAUUUACCACGGGACAAGACCCGUGGGUCAUCCGGAGCUGUCGCAACCAUGCGAAAUCACCAACAACAUGUACCCAAGGAUCUUGUUCGAUUGCUGGCUGGACAUGCAGAUGCCGGUGUGCGCGUUGGCGCGUGAAGCCCGUUUGGUGCUCGUCAUCUACGGUAGGACAUUGGCGCAAAGUAACGAAAAGGACAGCGACAAGGAACCGAUGCCGCAGUACAAGCAGGAGGAGGUGGGUUGGGCCUCGGUGCAAUUCUUCGAUUACAACAAUAUGAUGGCUCAAGGAAAUAUACUGCUGUCCAUCUGGCCGAAGGAAUCUAGUCACAUAUAUGGUCCGGCGCCCAGUCCUGGCACAUAUCCUUUCGCCGAACAUCCGGUGCUGGGUGUACAACUGAUGGGUCCAACCAGGACGAUUUUCCCGCCUACCCCGGAUACUUUGCGCGCUCUCACUGGCUUCGACUUCAGCAGUCUAGACGAUCAGACGCAGCAGCAGUUGCUCGCCCUCUUCGAUCAGGAUAUGUUGUACAAGUGUCCGCCGGAAUUGCGUGAAGUGUUAUGGGACAAGAGACACUACCUCUACGAACAUCCGCGAGCCCUGCCGAAGGUUUUGCUUGCAUCGCACAGUUGGGAAUGGGCGCGGCUUGCCGAUCUUCAUGGGAUGCUCAAACAUUGGAAACCAAUGAGACCGAUUGAGGCGAUACAGCUGCUCCUUCCAACAUUCCCGGAUACGGAGGUGCGAAGAUUGGCGGUGAAAUGGAUCGGCCCGAUAAGCAGCGAUGAAUUAGUCGACUAUCUGCCGCAGUUGGUCGUCGCCUUGAGACAUGAAACCUUCGAGAAUUCCCCUCUGGCGAGGUUCCUCCUAGAGCGAGCAUUGAAAUCGCCUCGCGUCGCUCAUCACCUCUUUUGGUUGCUCAGUCAUAAUCUGCCUGGAACUAUGCCUCAGAAUUACGGAUUCGAUGCGGUGGAUAGGGACGCGAUCGAGAUAAGCGAGAUUCGUCAUCACCGAAGGCUGCUGUUGAUGCUGCGCGCUCUUCUGGCGAUAUGCGGCGAAGCACUUCGCAAUUGCUUCCUGAGUCAACAGUUCCUGGUGCGGGAGCUGCACGAGAUCGCGGUUGGUGUACAGAGGACCAAGGAAUCUGUGCGAAUGUCACUACUCGCGAAUUCAUUGAGAAACGUACAUCAGAUGCUCGAGGACAAUCCGACGAGUCUGCCGCUGUCUCCGACGUUGCGCGUGUGCGGAAUCAACGUCGCCUCCUGCUCUUACUUUCCCUCGUACACGUUGCCACUGAAGAUCAGCUUCCUGGCGAAGGAUGGCUCCACCAUUCCGGCCAUAUUCAAGGUGGGCGAUGAGCUGCAACAGGAUAUGCUAACGCUGCAGAUGGUGCGGCUCAUGGAUAAGCUGUGGCUGAAGGAGGGUUUGGACUUGAAGAUGGUGGCGUACACGUGCAUUCCGACUGGAAAGAAGAGGGGGAUGAUCGAGAUGGUGAGCAAGGCGGAGACGUUACGGAAAAUACAGGUGGAGCACGGACUGACCGGUUCGUUCAAGGAUAAGCCAAUCGCCGAGUGGCUGGCCAAGCACAACCCCUCCGAACUGGAGUAUGGGCGGGCCGUCGAGAACUUUACCGCCUCAUGCGCCGGCUACUGCGUCGUCACGUACAUCCUUGGCAUCUGCGACAGACACAACGACAACAUCAUGCUCAAAACGUCCGGCCACCUGUUUCACAUCGAUUUCGGGAAAUUCCUCGGCGACGCUCAGAUGUUCGGCAACUUCAAAAGAGAUCGCACACCGUUCGUCCUCACCUCGGACAUGGCUUACGUGAUCAACGGGGGCGACAGACCUUCCGAGAAGUUCCACAAGUUUGUCGAUCUCUGCUGUCAGGCCUUCAACAUUGUCCGCAACAACGACAAUCUCUUCUUGCACCUCUUCACCUUGAUGGCAUCGUCAGGGAUGAAAGGUGUGACUACUGAGGCUGUGUCCAAUCUGCACAAGGCUCUACUCCCGGGCCAAUCGAAUCCAGAGGCGGCCGCUUACUUCGCCCGCCUCAUCGAGAGUUCGCUCAAGUCGUGGUUCACGCAGUUCAACUUCUUCCUGCACAACCUCGCCCAGCUAAAGUUCACCGGUGAUCAGGGUGACGGUGAGACUCUGUCCUUCGUUCCGAAGACUUACACCCUCGAAACCGACGGUAAGCUGAGCCACGUGCAGGUCGUCGGUUAUCAGAAACGCUACGAUCCGCACAAGUAUUACGUCUACGUGCUGCGAGUCACCCGGCACGAUCAGACGCAACCUAUGGAACUUCUCCGCACCUACAAGGAAUUCUUCGAGUUGCACCAGAAGCUCUGCAUGAACUUUCCGCUGGCAAAGCUACACAGCCUCUCGACCGGUCUUCAUGUGGGACGUUCCAACAUCAAGCAGGUGGCGAAGAAACGAUCCGAUGAUAUCGCGCUCUUCCUCGCGUCACUCUUCCGGACGGCCGACGAAAUCUCGCAUUCGGAUCUCGUCUAUACGUUCUUCCAUCCGUUGUUGCGCGAUCAGGCAGAUCAGUUUUGCAGAAAAUCAAAAGAUGGAGGUAGAUUGGAGGAGAGGAAGGACAUGGGUCGUUUGAAGGGGCAGCUCAAGCUCUCCAUCCAUUUCACUAGAGGCGUGUUCAGCGUGAUGGUGCACCACGUGCGAAGUCUGCCGCUGGUCGGCAACGCUCAAGAACCAUCCACCUACGUCAAAGUCUACCUGUUGCCGGAUCCCACGAAGGAGACCAAAAGAAAGACGAAGGUUGUCAAGAAGAACUGUCAUCCGAGCUUCAUGGAAAUGCUGGAGUACAGGAUGACGUUGGAUUUGAUCAGCAACAGAACGCUGACGGCGACGGUGUGGAAUUACGAUGCGCUACAGGAGAACGAGUUCCUCGGCGGCAUCGAACUGGAGCUGAGCGAGUUCGAUCUGACCAAAGAGAUGACCGAGUGGUUCCCAUUGGUGAACGUGCGUAGAUAGCAUUUAUCCAUCCAAGCCCAACGAUACCAAGAUUACAUCUUUUCCUUAAACUACUAUUGCUACUACCCUGAUGGCAGCGGCGGCGGCGGAGGAUACUCCAUGUUCAAGUGAUUAUUUCCCCAUUGCAAUUUAUUUAUUUCCUAUUGAGAGAAAUUCAUCAAGUUUUACGUGCGUAGUAAAACAUUAUUUAUCUCUCAUUUACAUACAUACAUACAUACAUACACAUACACACACAAACAGAUUAUUUAUAUAGUAUUUUCGUUAAUGCAUUUAUUCUCUUAUUAUUAACGAAAAGUAUUAGCCAUUCCUCUCUUUAUUCAACACAAUAUAUUUAUAUACAUAUUAUAUAUUUUAGCGAAAUUAGGAAAACAUGCAUACAUACAUACAAACAUAACAU
Messenger RNA from Nicrophorus vespilloides, 5920 nucleotides. It is a transcript of the gene Pi3K68D, whose product is annotated as phosphatidylinositol 4-phosphate 3-kinase C2 domain-containing subunit alpha. The record is from RefSeq and is a predicted model, not a curated record. Gene Ontology annotation, cellular component: plasma membrane; cytoplasm; phosphatidylinositol 3-kinase complex. Gene Ontology annotation, molecular function: 1-phosphatidylinositol-3-kinase activity; phosphatidylinositol binding; 1-phosphatidylinositol-4-phosphate 3-kinase activity. NCBI's taxonomy places the organism in Eukaryota, Metazoa, Arthropoda, Insecta, Coleoptera, Silphidae. The transcript is spliced from 20 exons. Bases 268 to 5523 code for a protein of 1751 amino acids. Gene Ontology annotation, biological process: phosphatidylinositol-3-phosphate biosynthetic process; phosphatidylinositol-mediated signaling; cell migration.